Messenger RNA from Trichechus manatus latirostris (Florida manatee), 348 nucleotides. It is a transcript of the gene CCK, whose product is annotated as cholecystokinin. The record is from RefSeq and is a predicted model, not a curated record. Gene Ontology annotation, biological process: digestion. Gene Ontology annotation, molecular function: neuropeptide hormone activity. NCBI's taxonomy places the organism in Eukaryota, Metazoa, Chordata, Mammalia, Sirenia, Trichechidae. Bases 1 to 348 code for a protein of 115 amino acids. The transcript has 2 exons. Gene Ontology annotation, cellular component: extracellular region; axon.
AUGAAUAGCGGCGUGCGUCUGUGCGUGCUGAUGGCAGUACUGGCGGUGGGUGCGUUGGCUCAGCCCGCGCACCCGGAGGACCCAGCUGGCCCCGGGGUGCAGGGCCCAGAGGAGGCUCCCCGGAGGCCAAUGAGGGCCGUCCAGAGGGUGGACGGCGAGCCCCGAGCGCACCUGGGAGCGCUGCUGGCCAGAUAUAUCCAGCAGGCCCGGAAAGCUCCUUCCGGCCGGAUGUCUAUCGUGAAGAACCUGCAGGGCCUGGACCCCAGCCACAGGAUAAGUGACCGGGACUACAUGGGCUGGAUGGAUUUUGGCCGCCGCAGUGCUGAGGAGUAUGAAUAUCCCUCCUAG